UUAUUAUUCAUUCAAAUAAUAACAAACAAAACAUUCCGAUCAAAAUUCCGGCGACAAAUUUCGGUUAACAAUGGCUGGAAGAGGCAAAAACAUAGGAUCUGCAGCGGCAAAAAAGGCAACAUCGAGAAGCAGCAAAGCUGGUCUUCAAUUUCCGGUCGGUAGAAUCGCUCGUUUUCUAAAAGCCGGUAAAUACGCCGACCGAGUCGGCGCCGGAGCUCCGGUGUACCUCGCCGCCGUGCUGGAAUACCUCGCGGCUGAGGUGCUGGAAUUGGCGGGAAACGCGGCAAGGGAUAACAAGAAGACGAGAAUUGUGCCGAGACAUAUUCAAUUGGCGGUGAGGAAUGAUGAGGAGUUGAGUAAGCUGCUGGGUGACGUCACGAUUGCGAAUGGUGGCGUCAUGCCAAAUAUUCAUAACCUUUUGUUGCCGAAGAAGGCUGGUUCUUCGAAGCCGUCUGCUGAUGACGAGUGAAUGAGUGCUGUGGUGGUUGGUGAUUAGGGUUUUGAGUUUGUGUUUGUGUUUGUGUUUGUGUUUUUAGUGUGUGUAUAUAUUGGUGAACUAGUGGGGCAUUUUAUGUUUCUUUUAUGUUAUUGUUUUAACAAUUAUGUUUUUUGGUUAUAAGAAGUAAGAACAAUCUAAUCAGUUUAUCAUUUGAUGGGUUUUUGUA
Messenger RNA from Helianthus annuus (common sunflower), 665 nucleotides. RefSeq names its product probable histone H2A.3. The transcript has 2 exons. Lineage: Eukaryota; Viridiplantae; Streptophyta; Magnoliopsida; Asterales; Asteraceae. The record is from RefSeq and is a predicted model, not a curated record. Gene Ontology annotation, cellular component: nucleosome. Gene Ontology annotation, molecular function: DNA binding; structural constituent of chromatin; protein heterodimerization activity. Bases 71 to 469 code for a protein of 132 amino acids.